UUCACCUCGGAGAGUAAACAGAUACACUGCAAGGCUGGAGUUCAGGAGUAUUGGCUGAGCUGGAGACCGCCCCCUUUCUCUCUUCCUUUCUGUUAAUGUGGCUGUUUAUUAAGUGAAUGAGGGCCCCCCUUUGCCUGCAGCUACUGGAACUGGUCACUGGAAGGACUACAUUGAACUGGAAGUGCAACAACAGGAGCUCACUUCUAGAAUGGGGGCCCUCAUCUAGUUCUAACUACUCCUGAUCCCUGGUGAUGUCAUUGUGAGAGGGGACACAAUAGCACAGGGAAGAAAAUGAGUUCCGAGGGGAGCUGCUAAGCCAAAGGUGGACACACGGGGAAAAGAUCAGCAGCUGUGAGACACAAAGAAUAAACAGUCAAAGGUCCAAGAUGAAUGUGGACGAUGUUAACAAAGGAACUCGCACAAGAUCCAAAGCAAUCCGAGUGAUCCCAUUAGACCUGAUUGAGCAGGAAGUUAGUUUACAAAGUUGCCCCUUGUCACGGAAGCGCAAAUUGCAAGAAUCAGAGCAGGAACAUCCCUCCUCCAAGAGAAAAUCCCACCCCCUGAAACUGGCAUUAGAUGAAGGAUUCAAUGUGGACAGCGAUGGCAGUGAGGAGGCAGAAACAAAGGAGGAGGAUUCUGGGACAGAGGAAUCAGAGGCAACCAUAGAAGAGAUUGAAGAGGAUUUUGAACCAACAGAACCCAAGGAAGCUCCUAGCCCUCAGACUACAGAAGCUGACAGCUCUGAUAAAGUGGAACCAGAGGAGACAGAGACUAAAACUGAAAGCAGCCCCCCAGCUAAAGCCAAUUACAGCAGUUAUCAAGAAAUCAUAGCCAACUCUCUUCUAAACCUGGGCCAGGUUGCCAAAGAAGCCCUGGUGUCAGAAGGACACUUGAAAGAAAGUGAGCUAACUGAAGAAAAGCCAAGUUCAGUAAAUGCAGGUCAGGAGGAAGUUGAACAACUUAUGGUGGAAGAGUCAUGUGAAAAAGAGAUCAUCAUACAAACUGAAGAUGCAGAGGAAGUUAUUGAAGUCACCAGUGAACCAAGCAGUGAGUCUGGUGGUGAACCCAGAGACGAAGUCAGCUGUGAGGACACUGGAAAACUGCAAAAAGAUAUGGAUGAUGAAGAGGAAGAUGAAGAUGAUGAUGAUGUUGAUGAAGAAGAUGAUGAUGAUGACCUGGAAGAAGAUGAAGAAGAAGAAGAAGAGGAACAAUCUUCAGAGAUGGCCAACCAAGAUCUCCCCCAUGCUUCUCAGGAUUCCCCUAAAAUUCACUGUGAAGGACAGUUCAGUCCUAAGCCUGAAUAUUCUGUGAUUGUGGAGGUCAGGUCUGAUGAUGAUAAAGAUGAUGAUAGUCAUUCACAGAAAUCAGCUGUAACAGAUGAGUCUGAGAUGUACGACAUGAUGACCCGAGGAAACCUGGGACUUUUAGAGCAAGCCAUUGCCCUGAAAGCUGAACAAGUCAAAGUUGUUCGGGAGCCGGGCAGGUCCUCCUUGGACAACAUGAAGAACUUUUCAACUGAUGAAAAACAGAACAGACCAAUAGACACCAUGAGGAAGAACUUCUAUGAUGCAGCAAGGCCAGAGAAGAGAGAGAUAAAAUGUCCCACGCCUGGUUGUGAUGGAACAGGACACGUCACAGGAUUAUACCCACAUCACAGGAGUCUUUCUGGAUGCCCCCAUAAGGACAGGAUUCCCCCAGAAAUCUUGGCCAUGCAUGAGAAUGUGCUGAAGUGUCCAACCCCUGGGUGCACAGGGCAAGGCCAUGUAAACAGCAACCGUAACACACACAGGAGUUUAUCUGGGUGCCCCAUUGCUGCAGCAGAAAAGUUGGCCAGAUCACAUGAGAAACAGCAACAGCCUGGAGACCUCUCCAAAAGCAGCUCAAAUUCAGACAGAAUACUCAGGCCCAUGUGCUUUGUGAAGCAACUGGAAAUUCCCCAAUAUGGCAGCUAUAGACCCAACAUGGCUCCUGCAACCCCCAGGGCCAAUCUGGCCAAGGAACUGGAGAAGUACUCCAAGGUCACCUUCGAUUAUGCAAGUUUUGAUGCUCAGGUUUUUGGCAAACGUUUGCUUGCCCCAAAGAUUCCGUCAAGCGAAACCUCACCCAAAGCCUUUAAAUCCAAACCUUUUCCAAAGGCCUCUUCCCCCAGUCACAGCCCAUCCAGCAGCUAUAUUAAAAGCACUUCUUCUUCCUCCUCCUCUGGCUUCGACUAUACCCACGAUGCUGAGGCAGCACACAUGGCUGCAACCGCCAUCUUGAAUCUGUCAACUCGGUGCUGGGAGAUGCCAGAGAAUCUCAGUACCAAACAGCAGGAUACUCCCAGCAAAUCCAGUGAAAUUGAAGUGGAUGAAAAUGGCACUUUGGACUUGAGCAUGAACAAGCAUCGGAAACGGGAGAGCACUUUUCCCAGCAGCAGCAGUUGCAGCAGUAGCCCCAGCAUGAAAUCCCCUGACCAAUCCCAACGGCAGAACUGCACCAGUGCUACCAGCAGCAACAUGACCUCUCCUCAGUCUAGCCAGACCUCUCGGCAAGAUGACUGGGAUGGUCCCAUAGACUACACAAAGCCAAAUCGGCAGCGGGAAGAGGAGCCAGAAGAGAUGGAGCCUACGGCAGCAUCUUUUGCCUCCUCCGAAGCGGAUGAGCAGGAGAUGCAGGAGGAGAAUUACGAAGAUCGCAAAUACCCAGGAGAUGUGACGUUAACAAAUUUUAAACUGAAAUUCCUCUCCAAGGACAGCAAGAAGGAACUUCUGUCCAGAAGUCAGCCCUCCUCCAACCAGGGCUCCAGUUCCCACAAUGCCUUGCUUUCUUGUUACAGCUGCCCAACCCCGGGAUGUGAUGGAAGUGGACACAUCACUGGAAACUAUGCCUCUCACCGCAGCCUUUCUGGUUGCCCUCUUGCUGACAAGAGUCUCAGAAAUCUCAUGGCUGCCCACUCUGCUGAUCUCAAGUGCCCAACUCCAGGUUGCGAUGGCUCAGGACACAUCACAGGGAAUUAUGCAUCUCAUCGAAGCUUGUCAGGUUGCCCACGUGCCAAGAAAAGCGGAUUGAAAAUUACACCUACUAAGGAUGACAAAGAUGAUCCAGAGCUCAUGAAGUGCCCGGUGCCAGGCUGUGAUGGUCUUGGUCACAUUAGUGGUAAAUAUGCUUCCCAUCGCAGUGCAUCCGGAUGCCCACUUGCAGCCCGUAGACAGAAAGAAGGAGCUCUCAAUGGAUCUGCUUUCUCAUGGAAAUCACUUAAGACAGAAGGUCCCUCCUGCCCAACCCCAGGGUGUGAUGGAUCAGGCCAUGCCAAUGGAAGCUUCCUUACUCACAGAAGUUUGUCCGGCUGCCCUCGAGCUUCUUUUGCUGGAAAGAAAGGGAAGCUCUCAGGAGAUGAACUUCUUGGCACAAAAUUCAAGACUAGUGAUGUCUUAGAAAAUGAUGAAGAAAUCAAACAACUGAAUAAGGAGAUAAAUGAGCUGAAUGAAUCCAACUCAGAGAUGGAAGCUGAUAUGGUGAACCUGCAGUCUCAGAUAACAUCGAUGGAGAAGAAUCUAAAGAACAUUGAAGAAGAGAACAAGGUUAUAGAAGAGCAGAAUGAUGCCUUGUUUGUGGAACUCUCUGGGCUCAGUCAGGCCUUGAUCCGAAGUCUUACCAACAUCCGCCUUCCACAAAUGGAGCCAAUCAGUGAACAGAAUUUUGAUGCCUAUGUGAAUACCCUGACUGACAUGUAUACAAACCAGGAGUGUUAUCAGAACCCAGAAAACAAAGCCUUGCUGGAGAGUAUCAAACAAGCAGUCAAAGGAAUCAAGGUGUGAAUUGAAGAACUCUCGGCAUAGUAAACAGGUCUGGAAGCCACCAGAUGUGUGCAACAUUGAAAGGACCAAAACAUGAAUAAAUAAAGUGAAACAAAAAGAGACUAAGGUAACUUGGAAAAGCUCAUGUUAACUUUUUGCAUAUCAAAUUUGUUUGUCUCAACAUUGAAACUAAGCAAAGGAGGUCACAACUUUCACGUAGAGGACACCCGAAGCCAAAGGAAGAAUUCAACGUGUAACCAGUGGUGGAACACUGCAGUGGUCUCCUCUGCCUCCUUCUUUGUCUUCUGGGUAAAAAAGGAUUGUGAUGGAUAAUUAAUGUAAAGAGAAAUCCUGAGGUUUGCCAUGGACUAAACCCAACAGGACACCAGUACAGAAGCUUUAUCUCUGCUGACAUUGUCUGGGUCAUCAUGUUCAGUAUGUUUUUUUCUGGGACCGAUUUGACAGAGGAAGGCAAAAGACAAGUAUUAUACACAAGAAGAUUCUUUAUUUUUUAAUUUUCACAGGGAAAAAAAAAAACAUUUGAAAAGCAGUUUUGCAAUUCCAACUGAAGCGCAAAGGAUUUAAGGUUCUCAGGGAAAGCUUUAGGAAUUCCCAACUGCAAUUUUCUGUCUAUAAGACCCUUGCUACUAAGGAUGCUGGCCACUCAGUGGCUUGCUGGCCCCUUUGUAACAUAAAGGGUUUUAACACUGUCAGGUGCAUUUGCUCUCAGAACAAAAUAGUCAUUUCUGAUAGUGUAUGUGUGUGUGUAGGGGGAGAGCCAGAUCUACAUUCUAUUUUAUUAUACCUUUCAUUUUCCCAUUUCCUCUGCACACCUCUUCUUCUUUGUUUUUUUCUUCUCUGUGCUCAUUCAUGCAGGUAUAUUCUAAAAUAUAUUCACAGCACCAAACACCCUUUGCCCUAUAGGAAUUGAACCGUGCCUUUUGGGUUUAAUUCCCAUUCAGAGUAUUCAUGUCCUGGCAUUAAAGAAUCCCACUGUGGGGCAGGAUUUCAACCUUCAAGUGGAUUAUAAUAUACCGACCUUCAUCAUCAACAAGUAAAAUCUGUUCUUUAUGAAAUUCUCAGGACAUGUUAUAAGUAGGGGUGGCUGUGCCCUGAGAUAAAACGGAUACAAAAAAAUGUUUUCUAAGUAGGAAAUUUUUUUAGACACUUUAACAAUUACUAUAGAAAAAUUGUGGACUUUAUCCUGUUACUCCUGGGCCAUGAUCUUGCUACUUCAACACUGAACGAUUGUUUGUUAAUAUUCCAUUCAGUUUUCGAAAUAUCACAGUAGAUCUGAAGGGGUUAGACAAUGUUUCAUUGCUCUGUUACUCUGCACUUUAACAUCUUGAGGACCUCCAGAAAGCCGGCUGCUUGUGGAACAUCUAGAAAAAAUUCUUAGCAAGUGUAAGACAUAAAUAUGAUUUUCUGGGGGUAAUCCUGGUCUAAUCUCCUUGAUUAUUGCCAGUGCAGCCCAUAAAAUGAAAAGGAAGAUUAAAUCUUGUGCCUGAGGGAUCUUCAUAAGGGGAUCUGCAUUGGAGAUUCUGCUUCAAAAUGAAAGGAAUACAAAAUAAUAUAAUAAUAGGCAGGUAUUCCCUUGAAUCCAGGCAGGCAGAUCUCAGUAACAGUGUAAAUUCUCCUAUAAAGAGGAGUUUGGCCGAGGACACAGCUGUGCUAAUGUACAUAAGGGCCAUAGCAGUGGUGAACGCUAGGUGGCUAGAAUUUCACCAGUAAAACUGCUGCACUUCAUCAGAUAACUUGCUCAGAUUAAUAUACUUGUAAAUUAUUUAAUUUUGUCAAAUUCUGUUGUAAUUUAUUCAUAAAACCCUAUGUAAACAUUUGCUAUUUAUUUAAAGGUUAUGUUAAUUUAUUACUUUCUUUCGUUGAUGAUUAUUAUAACUGGGGGCGCACCACACACUGAUAAAGGGGAGAGAUCAAAAAUAUUUAAAAAAUAAAAACCUUUGACAAUAAAUUAUAUUCCAUGGGGAGAAAAAAAAAACACUAUCUACAGCGAAUAGUUUUGAUGAAACCUAGUUAUUUUUUAUAUAUUUUGUUAUUUAUUCUUUUAAACACUGGGAAUUUUUUUAGAGAUAUUUUAUAAAGGAGGAGUUUUGAUAUUUUUUUUCCCAUUUCAUUUUCUUGUUAAAAGGGAGAAACUGCGUUUUUUUUUUCUUGGUUUCUUUUGUUAAGUUGUGUAACCCCGUACGCUCCAGAGAAAAAUGCAGGGACUCCUUGCUCACGUCACUGCAAUUCUCUCUGUUGCCAGUGGGGUUGCUAUGUUCCAGGCACUGACAACAGUAUAAGUAAAUGCUGUAUUUAUUUAUGAAUUAUUUAAAUACAAUGGACUUGUGGACUCGUUGUAUAUUUAUUUUGUCAUGUUUGUGAGUCUGUUAACGUGAUCGUUUACGUGAAGAAAACCUGUUAAUAUUUAAAAUAAAAUAAAAAAAUUACAAAAAAUAAAGGGUUGCAUUGAAGGCUGAUGUGGACUUGUGCUUGUCCUGUGCUAAAUCUUUCAGAUACUGUGAUUUUGGCCUCAGGGAAAUACUAAGCCAAUCUGGCCACUUGGAAAUAAAGCUUGAGUUAUACUUGUGAA
Xenopus laevis (African clawed frog) is the source of this 6366-nucleotide messenger RNA. RefSeq names its product myelin transcription factor 1 L homeolog (gene myt1.L). NCBI's taxonomy places the organism in Eukaryota, Metazoa, Chordata, Amphibia, Anura, Pipidae. Gene Ontology annotation, molecular function: zinc ion binding; DNA-binding transcription factor activity, RNA polymerase II-specific; RNA polymerase II cis-regulatory region sequence-specific DNA binding. The record is from RefSeq and is a predicted model, not a curated record. Gene Ontology annotation, biological process: regulation of DNA-templated transcription; regulation of transcription by RNA polymerase II. The transcript is spliced from 23 exons. Gene Ontology annotation, cellular component: nucleus. The coding region runs from base 387 to 3797 and encodes 1136 amino acids.